This is a messenger RNA of Harmonia axyridis, 1210 nucleotides long. RefSeq lists its product as uncharacterized. The record is from RefSeq and is a predicted model, not a curated record. The transcript has 6 exons. NCBI's taxonomy places the organism in Eukaryota, Metazoa, Arthropoda, Insecta, Coleoptera, Coccinellidae. The coding region runs from base 32 to 1144 and encodes 370 amino acids.
UCUGGAGAAAAAGAGAAGAAAAGAAGAAACUAUGGACAUAUAUGCGGACUUGGAAGAUGACCUGGUGGAGUCAGAAUUCGUGAAGCAGGAGGUCAAGUAUAAGUCUCUUGGGAUUGAGCCUUUGGCUCUUGUGAUCUUACCAGAAGGUCGGACAAGGAAAUCCAACAGAGAUACAACUACUACACUUCCAUGGAACGCCCAGUACGACAGAACUAGUUAUUUGUUAACAUCGGCCAGCGAAAUGAACAAAGAUCCAUUCCUUGUUAAAAACAAAUCAGCGAAACAACUGGAACUACAAGAAAACGAUGUUGCUAACGCCUCUCAUGAAGCAGCUUUCUUGAAGAACAACCCAGAGAAUACUGUUUAUAUAUUGCCAUCACUUACAGUCGAAUUAGGAGAAGAUUCCAAUUUGCUUAUGACACCCAACGAACGACAAGAAAUACCUUUUGAAGUUACCAAUAAUUUGAAUAGUGCUACAAGGGUGACGUUCACUGUGAGAGAUGAAUUAGGCAUCUUAUUGGAGAUCGACAGAUACAUAGCUAUUUUGAGACCUCAUGCCAGUACUACUGUCAGGGUAGCAGUUCUCCCAAAAUCUGGCCAACACUCAGAUCGAAUAACUUUCAUAGCAACGGGUUCGGAACAAGUUAGAAAAGAUGUUUUGGUUGACAUUGGGGGCAAUUACCAAUCAGAUACAGACGCACCCUUUGUUGACUACACGUAUACCAGUGACUGUACAGAUAUUGUCCUUUCGAAAUGCAAAGAAGGGACAUGGACUAUUAAAAUCACAGCACAAGAUUCAGAUUCCGGUAUAAAACUUCUCACGACGAUUCCAAAAGGAUUAUAUUUUCCUGAUACCUAUACUUCUGGCACAAGAGAAGAAGUUACUGGUAUCUAUAGCGAAUCAUGUUGUAAUGCUGAUCUUCAAAUCAUUGCAGUAGACAGAAUGAAUAACAGAUAUUCCAGACAGAUUAACGCUUAUAGAGCUCCUUUGAGUUUUUGGGCAGUGACUGCAAUCACUUCAGUGAGUUUAAUAUUUCUCGCUAUCAUAAUAGUUUCUUCGUUAAUUUGCUUGAAAAAGUGCAAGAGAAAUGAAGCUGAUAGUUUUGACUUGCCCACCUACAGAGGAGGUAGAUCUCGUUACUAGAAAAGUAUUAAUUGAAAUACAUCAAUUUGUAUAAUAUGAAUCUUAAUAUUAACACAUUUUUACCAA